Truncatella angustata is the source of this 855-nucleotide messenger RNA. RefSeq lists its product as uncharacterized. Lineage: Eukaryota; Fungi; Ascomycota; Sordariomycetes; Amphisphaeriales; Sporocadaceae. The transcript has a single exon. The coding region runs from base 1 to 855 and encodes 284 amino acids. The record is from RefSeq and is a predicted model, not a curated record.
AUGUCAACAAGUGUCGCUAUAGAAUGUUUGGACGCGACUGAGUUUGCAGCGCUUGUGCCAAAAAUAUUCUCGGCAGUGUCAGAAUGCAGCCCUGUCCACGAGUCGAAUAACGGCAGAACGAGGCCAUCCCGCACAAAAAUAAUCCAUCUCACGCGACAGCGCGCAGGUGAGGCGAGUGUUGUAUCCGCCAUCUCGUCCAUCCUGACCCGGCCCCUCACCUCGGAGGACGAGCUGGACGUCGCACUCACCGCCUUGCGCGAAGUGGUAUGCGAGCUCCCCGAGGACGCCAUGCUCCGCUACCGCCAGGCGCUGAUGGCCCUGUCCGCAGUCGAUCCGGACGGCAGCUGCAGUGGUCCGCGACUCGCCGGCUCCUCUCUGGCUGCCCAGGCUCGCGGUGCGAUACGGUUUAUGGACCAACGUGAGGACGCCUGGGCUCCCGGGUACAGAGACGACCACAUGGCGCAGCGCAGUCUGCGGGAGCGUGUGCAUACGGCGCGGGAGAUGCGCCCGCAUGUGGCCGGGCUGCUCGGCUGGCUUCGGGAUACGAGCUGGCCGCUCUACACGGGAUGUGAGGCGCAGCUGGCGCGCUUUCCGGAAAUCACAAUGACGCCCAUCCGGGUUAUUCUGAAGCAGCACCGCGGCGAUGGGAAGUGGAUCAACAACCUCCUACGUUUCGUGCAAGACCACGUGCCGGUCGGCAGAAGCUGGGAGGCCAUCUAUCCCGCGGUCAAUGCACUGCUCGUUAUUGAGCCGGCGGGAAAUGAAGAGGCGUGCGACACGGCUGGGAUUGCUGCAGGCUGGAUAGAGACGUUGAACAGGUGGCGAAAGUCUCAGGAAGGGUUGAGAUGUGCAUGA